Messenger RNA from Chara braunii, 4172 nucleotides. The record is from the annotation of a GenBank genome assembly. NCBI's taxonomy places the organism in Eukaryota, Viridiplantae, Streptophyta, Charophyceae, Charales, Characeae.
CUAGGAGUUCUACCUUCUUCUCUGUGUGAACUUUCUGAUUGUUUCUUUUAUCUGAACUAUCUAUGUCCAGUAUCGAGACGCGUGCGCAGACAGCGAAAAGAGAAGAAAGGGAGAGAGAAGGUGUUCUGUUUGAGAGUGUGAGGGGCAAGAGGAGUGUUCGUCCAAACGUGAGGAGAGAGCAGACCCCUCUUGAGAGAUCUACUGACACCCCUUCCUCCGGCAUGGCAGACAUCACAUCUGCCCAAUGGCAGGCCAUGCUGGACACAGCGGACGAGAGCGAGAAACCGUUCUUUCAAAAAUUGUAUGACGACGCGGUACAAAGGGAGAGGGAGGUAGAGGCAGCAACCAGGGCUACAAGCAUAGCUGCUCAGGUGGCCCUCCUACAGGUCCCGGAAGCCAAUGCUGACCGGUUCCAGGAGAGGCUAGUUGGUGCCGUAGCAGCCUUGGUUCAACUGCGGAACUUGGAGGAUCUUGAGUCCCGUGUGACAGCGUUGGAGCAGCGGAACCAAGAGCUGCAGGCUGAGAUAAUCAGCCUCAAACAGUCCCAACUGUCUGCCCCCCGCCCUCCUAACUCUCGACUUGCUGUAGUCUCGGUCUCUCAAACUAACACAGUCCUCGCAAUAAGGGCAAGCGGAACUGUGGCAAGCGCAGGAACCGGCACCAACUCCUCGAGCGGCAGCACCGGCAGUUCUGCGCUAGUCAUGGUCCCAAAUGCAGGGACAUCAGCCCAAAAUGCCACAGUCCUUACUGGCGUUCAGUACAGCGGUCCCAUGGUGGACAAGCGGGCGGCCACGCUGCCGUCCAAGUACGACGGGAAGGCAGACAUCACCUUUUGGAUUAGUUUCAUGCGGUCGUACUUCGAGGUCAUGCGGACACCGCAAGAGGACCGGAGUAUGAUCAUGGGGACUAAUACUGAGCCCGCCGUACGAAACCACAUUGAGCUCCAAGCUGUUGCUGCAGGCUAUGAACGCAUAGACCUGACUGAAUGGCUGAAGGUCACCCCUGUACGCGCCCUUGAGGACCUUCUCCUUGCACGAUAUCAAGACAAGCAUGCUGCGCUCAAGGCUAGGCUCAAGCUUGAGGCCCUCAAGGGUCAGACAUGGAGGUCUUCCAUGCAAGCUUUGGAGCAACACUUGACUGGUCUGUUCACUACACCGGAUCUGGGAAUGACUGACGUGUCUUGUAUGGAUGUAGUCAUGAGAGUGGCCCCCAAAGAGUAUCUCUCCCUGUUGGCACUCAAAGACCACUCCACCUGGCGAGAGCUCAUGACGGAUCUAGUAAACCUAGAGGCCAAGGACCUCGCCAGGCGGAAGAAGGCGCCCGCUGCAGGUGGGAAACCACAACGCAAGCGGUUUGGAAGCAGCAACCAGCUUGCACUGCAUGAUCAUCAGGAGGCUGAAGAUCAGUCCUAUGCGGAUGAUCUGUCUCUAGAUGACGAUUUAGAGCCGGACUCCGAUAUGGGCUGUUCCACAUCAGCCAUUGAGUCUGACAUCAACGAAGAUGAAAAGUUGAAUGCUUUUAGAAAGACUGCUUCAAACAAGGGGCCCAACCGUGGUUCGGGUAAGGGAACUGUUGUCCACCUUCCAAAGAACGCGAAGAUCCCUGAGAAACCGGAGGAUGCAUCAACCAAGCCUUGGGAAGCCCUCCGUGUGCGCGUCACCUUUGACAAAGACCGCACUGUCACACAUGAGCUCAACUUCUAUGUCAUGGACAAGUGCCCGUUCGACACGGUCAUUGGCUUGGGCUGGUUAAAGGCUCAUUUCCUAAGGACCACGUGGGCGGACAACCAGUUCGUGGUGCGUGAUGCCAAGGGGAACGAGCGUACCGUCCUAUUGGAUGAGACGCGCGAGUCCCCUGUGGCUCUUUUAAGUGCAACCAAAUUCUGCAAAUCAAUGUGCUGGCGCAAGGAGAUUGAGCAUGUACAUGUAGCUUUCGUAAAUCCUAUCCAUGUGCCUUCUACUUUUGCUGCGUUUUCUACCUCGGUAAGUAACUCUACUUCUACCACCUCUGUUUCUAAUCCAUCUACUUCUACUGUGAAUAAUCCUUCAACUUCUAAUCCGGUUGUCAUUGCUGUAAAUUCUCAGUCUAAUUUUCUUUCUCCUGAUGAGGAUGAUCCUCCACCGGAAGUCCCAACAAACAUUCGCCAGCUAUUAGAUCGAUUCCCUGAAGUUUUGGCCGAACCUCGUGGAGUUCCCGAGUGUCCAGUCAAACACAAAAUCGAGAUAAUAGAGGGGAGUGUUCCUCCAAAGGGCUGCGUCUAUCGUAUGGGACAAGGCGAGUUGGAGGAAUUGAGAAGGCAGAUUGAUGAUAUGAUUGACCGUGGAUGGAUUAGGCCCAGUGAGUCUGAGUUCGGUGCACCUGUCCUGUUCGUGCCAAAGAAAGGAGGCAAACUCCGGAUGUGUAUUGACUAUCGUGGCCUUAAUCGGAUCACAAGAAAGAAUGCUUACCCUUUGCCUCGCAUAAAUGAUCUGCUGGAUGCGGCAGGUGGGUGCAAGGUCUUCUCCAAGAUCGACCUCAAAUCUGGUUACCACCAGAUUGAAGUUAAUCCGAGUGACCAGCACAAGACUGCAUUCAAAACACGCGAUGGGUUGUACGAGUUCAUCGUUAUGCCCUUCGGUCUUACGAAUGCGACGACCACCUUUCAAUGCCUCAUGGACAAGGUACUUUGCCAUCAACUCAACAGGUUUGUGGUUGUGUACCUUGACGAUAUCCUGAUCUUCAGCAAAACCAUGGAGGAGCACCUCAAGCACCUUGAGGAAGUUUUGCAGGUCCUCAAGGAGGCGCAGUUGCACCUCAACUUAGAGAAAUCUGAGUUUGGGAGGGACAACGUCAUCUAUCUUGGACACCGGUUGUCUGCAAACGGCCUUGAGCCGGAGGCAACCAAGGUUGAGGUCAUCCGAAACUGGCCUCAACCGGCAAACGUACGCGAACUGCGUUCUUUUCUUGGUCUGGCCUCGUAUUACCGAAAGUUUGUGCCCAAAUUCUUUGUCAUUGCUCACCCUCUCUCAAGACUAACCAMCAAGAAUGUUGCCUAUGCAUGGUGUGAGAAGUGUGAGACUGCGUUCCAAGCCUUGAAAGAGGCAUUGGUGAGUCAUCCUGUGCUUCGCAUUGCAGAUCCCAACCUCACKUUCGUAGUCACUACGGAUGCGAGCMAGUUCGGGAUUGGUGCAGUGCUGCAACAAGAUGAUGKUGAUGGCCUGCGUCCGCUCGAGUAUUACAACAAACGCAUGCCCAACCACAAGGUAGCUACUUCCACGUAUAUGCGUGAGCUCUACGCCCUGCGCGAAGCUCUUGCACAUUGGAAACACUACCUCUUGGGUCGCCACUUCAAGGUCUACUCUGAUCAUCAGACCUUGCAGAAACUGAAGGAGGAUCUGAUCGAACACACCGCCAAGGAUCCGGACCUUAGUCCCAUCCUUGAGCAGCUCAAGGCUGACCCUAACAGACAGCCUGAUUUUCAUGAAUGCGAGGGUCUUGUAUUUCACCGGUAUGGGAAGUUUGACUGCUUGUGUGAUCCCAACCAUGCGCCUCUCCGAACUCAUUUCUUGGACCUGGCACAUGGUCGGAGUGGACACUUUGGCUUUGAGAAGACUUAUGAAAGUCUUCUGCAGCAGUUUGACUGGCCAGGGAUGAAAGGAUCUGCUCAGAAAUUUAUUGCUGAAUGUCAGGUAUGUCAGAGAACCAAAGUCCACAGGCAUAAGCCUUAUGGCCUGCUGAGGCCCCUCCCCAUUCCUGAUGGACCCAGUGAAUCGAUCUCCAUCGACUUCACGGACAUGGGAAAGGUGAGUGCAGCAGGGAAUUCACAGGUCAUGGUCAUCGUGGAUCGUUUCUCCAAAUUUCUGAAUCUGAUCCCUUUCCCUCCCCAUGCACCAACUGAACUUGUCAUUGAGGAAUUCCAUCAGCAGUACAUUCUGCAGUUUGGCAUCCCGAAAACUAUUGUGAGUGAUCGGGACACCAGAUUCAUCAGCAAAGAUUGGAAGGACUUCACGUCGCAGAUCUACGACAUUAAAUUGAACAAGACUUUUGGUCGACACCCCGAAGCCAAUGGAUUGGCUGAGGAGAUCAACUAGACUGUCAUCCAACUACUCCGCGCAUUGAUUGUUCCAGAUCAGAACACGUGGGACAAGGAGCUGCACAAGGUAAAGGGACUGUAUAACAAUUCCAUUCAUUCU